AGACAGAAUGGAAAAUACGUCUUUUGUUUUUCUACUGUUGUGAUGUGACAAAGACGUUAAGAUUAAUAAGUGUUUGUAUCCAUAGUGACCAUAUCCUGUGCUCUUCCAGUUCAGAUGGAAACCCAUGGACACCACUCAGUCUUUACAAUCACUGUUGGACAUGUCAUCACCCCAAAACUCGUGAAACCAGCCUUCAAAGAAGAAGUAUCUGGUAUCAGUUCCCUUGUCACCAUCGCUACCAAGACCUUCCUGCGCUAUGAUAAAUUACAGGACUUGAUUGACAGCAUACGGCAGUACUACCCUGACAUUGUCAUAGUGGUCGCCGACGACAACGAGGAGCCCCAGCCAGUCAAGGGCCAAGCACACACACACAUCUAAAACACAAACACACCU
This is a messenger RNA of Osmerus eperlanus (European smelt), 393 nucleotides long. Its product is annotated as beta-1,4 N-acetylgalactosaminyltransferase 1-like. Lineage: Eukaryota; Metazoa; Chordata; Actinopteri; Osmeriformes; Osmeridae. The record is from RefSeq and is a predicted model, not a curated record. Gene Ontology annotation, biological process: ganglioside biosynthetic process. Gene Ontology annotation, molecular function: acetylgalactosaminyltransferase activity. The transcript has 2 exons. Bases 115 to 378 code for a protein of 87 amino acids.